UACACAGCACUGCCGUUACAAGAGCUUGGCGUCAAAGAACAUUUCUGCUAAUAAAGUUAAACAAAUAUUCGCAGUUUAUCCAACAAGCAGGCCUUUCCCACGAAAUCAGACUUAUAAAUAUUUAUAUAUUCAUUUGAGACUUGGCGAUAUCCGUUUAAACCCGAAGCCCAAUACAAUAACAAUGCCUUCCGAUAACAAGGGAACCGAUCCGAAGUCCAUAGCCGCUCGCCUCCGCGAACGCUAUUUAAAUCUCUCGUCCCCAUUCUUAAAGGAUGUCACCCCUAAGAAAUCGCUGCCGUCGAAACUAUACAAGUCCUGGCCGACUACCCAACUGGAAGUCGAGGAGCUGGAGUACCACGAAUUCGAGCGUGGUCUCCACAUUUCUAGCUUAGGCCCGGAGUUCAACAAGCCGGAGGAGCAGCCUAAGCUUAAGUACGAGCUUGCAGAGGAUUACAAGAGCUCAAAGCUCUGCAUCUGCAUGCGCUCGAACACCGCAUACGAGUGCGAUCGAUGCCACCAGUACUUCUACGGGCGGCUCUCAGAGAUUUGUGAGAAGCAUCCACAGGAGUUUUUCCUUAUGGAUAAGCGCUCCUGUCCAUUCUGCAAUGCCCCCAUUGAGAUGAUAAAGAAGUCGCCUAUCAGCUGGGAGACUAUACGUAAGAUUGAAGAAGCCGAGUUGCCCAGUGAUGGAGAUCUAUGAUUGAGAGUUUGAGACUCGACUGCAUGUUACCUUAAAUACAUUAUUAAAUGUAGAACACACUGUAAUUAUAUGUUAUGUAUCCGAAUACAUUAGAGGACUUCGACUAAAAGGA
Drosophila teissieri is the source of this 812-nucleotide messenger RNA. RefSeq lists its product as uncharacterized. The record is from RefSeq and is a predicted model, not a curated record. Bases 182 to 700 code for a protein of 172 amino acids. The transcript is spliced from 3 exons. Lineage: Eukaryota; Metazoa; Arthropoda; Insecta; Diptera; Drosophilidae.